AUGUCGGCCAACAGCGAACGUCAACAGCCUGCUGCAAGGCCGCAGCAAGAAGAAUCAUCUGCCAGUACAAUAUGGAGUCUUGUUCAGAGAGUUCUUCUCGUGUAUGCCGCGACUCAACUCAUUUCGACAUUUUUCCUUGGGAAGAAAACACCUACUGGCCCUCCUGCUACACCUCAAGGGAUGCCGGUUGAUUCUGACGUCGACUGGUCCACUCUACCACCACAGCAAGCAUUCCCAGCUUGGGGUACCGGUCAAAAUGUAUCCAUGCAUGUUUAUUUCUCCACUUCACCUAUUGGAGACGUAUUUGGCAUUGCCAAUCGACAAAACUGGAAACAAGCGGAAUUCGAUACCGAUGCUAGCGUGUUCCCUCACUGGACUUGGGAUGAUAUCCAAUUUGGAGAUUGGAAUGAAGCUAGAACCAAGGAAGCCGUUCGAAAGAAUCUCUCUGCACUAUGGGCUGAUGUCUUCCUGACCAAAGAUGGCGCUGAUCCAAAUCCUAUGAGUCCCAAGUUUGAACCAAACUCGUCUGACCGUGCUCUAGUGUUGACCCGAUAUCGACCAAGACCAAAGAUCAGGAAGGAACACAAUCUCUUGAAAUCCAAUAAUGAGACAGAAAUAGAGGUAGAGGACGAACAA
Molecule: messenger RNA, 636 nt
Organism: Acaulospora colombiana
Lineage: Eukaryota; Fungi; Glomeromycota; Glomeromycetes; Diversisporales; Acaulosporaceae
Source: the annotation of a GenBank genome assembly